AUGCAAGAUGAUCCAGUGUUUGAUUCGUACCAUCAGCUCAAUCAGACUUUCCGCUGGGUCAGUAAUUUCCGUGUAGGCCCACACAGGAAUGUGUCCGCAUACAGAAGCAUGCACAGAGAAAGGAAAUAUGACGAUUUCACAAACCUAAGAGUACACCUGACCUUCCCCAACACUGUGGACUUUGACCAGUUCCUGCGAAGUGACCCCCUGAAUGCCAGGCAGCAGCUGAUUGGCCAGCUUCAGAAUGAGGUGAUGGCGGUGUUUCGACCUGAGGUGGCUGCCACCAUAGCAGAUAUAUGGAUGGAACAGAAUUUUAUUCCCUUCACCAUCUCCAAAAGCCUUGACAGUGAUGUGAACCUUGUGGAAGAGUUCUACAGAUUACAAGAAAAAGUCAACAACAGCCAGGUUUCAGUUCAUCUUGGACCAGCUGGCACUGUCACAGCAAGUGCUGCCUCUUACCAGGGAACUUUUGAACUCCUUUGCCCAAGAAAGUGCUCCGAUGGUGUAGACAAGAUGUCUUGCAUGACAAUACCAGGCUGUGAUUGGUCAGAUUAUGACAAGAACAAAACCUGCCAGAAUAAUGCUUUAUUAGCAGAAAGCAUCGUGACCAAGGUGUUCUUCCCCUGUGCUGACUUUACCAGUCUCCCCCAGGAUGAGAGGACACAGGUUCUCUCUAACUUUAGGAACCAGCUGUACGGCCAUCUCCCCAAUGUGUCGGCCAAAGCUUUACAUUCAUUCAAGUUUGAAGAGAACAGUGCAGAUAUCAUUCAGUUCACACUACAGGGCACUAUGAGGGACCCCACUCUGAACAAGACCUACAGCCGUCUAGAGGAGCUGUUUCACUGGCAGAGGGGGUUCACAGUGGGGCCAGACACAAACAGGGCCAAGUACAGGGCAAGAAACCCAGAAGAUUUUACCAACAUUCGUAUGAAGCUGGUCUAUAAUGGUACUAACUUUGAUAAUGAAUUUGGGCAGUCUCUCACAGCCAGACAGCAAUUUACGUCAGAAAUACGUCGCUCCCUGUCAGUCGCCAUUUCAAACCCAGAUGUGACCGCUACCCUGGACAAUUUCUGGAUGGAGAAGGACUACAUACCUUUCACCUUCAGUAAGCCUGUGGACAGUCCUGUGUCACUGCUCCAUCUAGUAGACAAUGUUAGAGCUGCAAUCCAGGCAGAGGUUCUGAGAGUGAUCGAAGCCAAAAAAUUUGUCCCACCCAAGGUCGAGUGGUUUGGUUCCUUCCAUGAACUAUGUCCCAAAGAUUGCUCAGAGGGUGGCAAUAGCAGCAGCUGUGACCAGAUUCCUGGUUGUGACUGGGGAGACUAUGAUGUUCCACCUAUCUGCUCCAACAAUAGUUACUUGGUGGAGAGAAAAAAUGUCACAGUGUUUUUCCCAUGCAUGGAUUUGGGAUCCCUUUCUUUGAAGGAAGCUGAGGAAAUACGGGAAAACUUCCAGGCAUCCAUCCGUGCCUUGUUGCCCAAUGUCUCCUCAAAAGCCAUUCACUCCUUCAUGUUCAAUUUGCCGAGAAGCCUCAGCUUCAUCCUUCAGGGCACGAUGCAAGACCCACCAGUUGUGGAGAGUUUGGGCAUCCUCCAGAGGGGGCUGCAGAGCAACUUUGCUGUUGGCCCAAAUUCUGACCCCAACAAAUACACAGCUACCACCAGUGAUGGCUUCACCAUGGUCCAUGUGAAAUUUUCCUUUAAAAAUGCUGACCUGGUGAAUGUCUUGAAGAAGAAUCCACUGACAGCGCGUCAGGAGGUUGAGCAGUCAGUACACACCAUAGUAGACAUGGUUCUGAACAAGACUAUAGCCAACAGAGUCCAAGAUAUAAGAAUUGAUCAGCGCCACAUCAGCUUUGCUAUCACCAAACCACCUGGUUCCCCUCUGGACUUAAUGGACCAUGCCAAGAGAUUGGAAGCUGAAGUAGGAGUUGGAAGCAUCCAUGUCACAAUAGAGGGGGUAAACAGGGUGCCUACAGGAGUUAGUGUGACUGGCUCUAACCAGGAUAUCUGUCCAAUAACAUGCUCUGAGAGGUAUAAAAUGUAA
Lingula anatina is the source of this 2043-nucleotide messenger RNA. RefSeq lists its product as uncharacterized. NCBI's taxonomy places the organism in Eukaryota, Metazoa, Brachiopoda, Lingulata, Lingulida, Lingulidae. Gene Ontology annotation, cellular component: voltage-gated calcium channel complex. Gene Ontology annotation, molecular function: voltage-gated calcium channel activity. The record is from RefSeq and is a predicted model, not a curated record.